Cuscuta europaea is the source of this 2281-nucleotide messenger RNA. The record is from the annotation of a GenBank genome assembly. NCBI's taxonomy places the organism in Eukaryota, Viridiplantae, Streptophyta, Magnoliopsida, Solanales, Convolvulaceae.
GUCAGAAUGUGAUUAUAGUCAAAUUUACAUCAUUUCAACCUACCGUCCGGUCGGGGUUUGAGUACUCCGUUCUUUAAAAAGAAAUUGAAAUUGAAAUCCGUUCUACUUUUUUUCCACCCUUUUCAACUAGUUAGCUCCGGGUUCAGGAGUGUGCUUUUGAAUCGGGUGUAAGAUGUAUAGGAGUUGGUGUCUGAGUACUGUAAGGUUCAGAGUGGCGUGGCGGAGGAUUGUACGGUUUGCAUCGUUUACUGCACCUGCAGCAUCUAUCUGCGAAAACCCGCCUGCCUCUCUGCUUUUACUUUUUUGUUUUUUUAUCUCUCUGUGUUACUUUUGUAAUUCAGUCCAAUUAACUACACACUGACACACUGCUACUGCAAUUUGACCUUUUCCUGGUUUGUGCUUCGUCAGGUCUCUGUCACUCUCUUCCUUAUGCAAAAUUUCGUGCUUACAUGGACCACACCCAUAUUUAAUUCCACACAUUUCUUUAGCUCACUCAAUUUUAUGGAAUCAAAAUAUAGAAGACCGUUUUGGUGAUUUUGAAUCUUUUCUAUUUGUAAUUGGACCUUUAUCUAUUGGGCCUUAUUUGCUUUAUCUUUACUUAGUAUAUAUAGAAUAGAUUAAUUCUAAAUUAGGUAUGAAAUCUUAUUCUGAUAAUCAAUCUUCCGCACAAGCUCAUUCUGAUAUUCCCAAUUCAUUUUCUUCUUCAUCAAUUCCUUUCAAUUUCUGUGAAUAACUGUUGACAUGGUAUCAGAUUAGGUUACGAUCAUCAUCAUCUUGUCUGAUUUCCUCUUCUCAUUCGAUUUCUAAAAUCGAAUUCUAUUUUGCGAUCUAUUCAAUCGUCCUUUAACCCUAUUCUUCUUUCUUCUCACAAAAUCUUGUUGCGAUGAAUUCAUCUGCUACGCUACCUCUUCAUCCUCUUGAGGAUCCAUCAUCUCCGUAUUAUCUGCAUCCGAGUGAUCAUGCCGGUAUGCGUAUCAUCUCAGAGACUCUCAAUGGAGAUAAUUUCAAUGCCUGGAAGAAAUCAGUGGUGAUGGCCUUUUCUGUGAAGAACAAGAUGGCUUUUCUAGAUGGUUCCAUUGAAAUGCCAAGUCCAGAUGACUCUGCUCCCUACGCUGUUUGGUAUCGUAUUAAUGCUCUCUUACUUUCUUGGCUGAUUUACUCUAUUGCUCCUGAGCUUCGUUCUACUUUCUUAUAUUUCACUGCUGCCAAAGAUCUUUGGGAUGAAAUCAAACUUAGAUACGGCAAAAGUGAUGAUCCUAGGCUUUUUUAUCUUGAAAAAACCCUAGGUAAUAUUUCUCAGGGUACUCAGACUAUUAUUGCUUAUUACAAUUUUUUCAAAGAGCUCUGGGAUGAAUACGUUGAUUUCAAAACCCUUCCUCCUUGUUCUUGUGGUUAUUGUACCUGCAAAAUUCAUGAAAAAUAUCAAGAAUUGCUUCAAAAAGAAUCUGUUCAGAAAUUUCCUGUUGGAUUAAAUGAGUCUUACUCUCAUUUGAGAAGUCAAAUUCUUCUUCAAAAACCUUGUCCUAAUCUUUCUUCAGUGUAUUCUUUCUUUCUUCAAGAAGAAUCUCAAAGAUUACUUCAAUAUCUUACCAAUUCUGUUCCCUUCAUUCCUGAUUCUUCUAAAAACUUUGAUAAUUCUGUCAACGAUUCCACUGCUUUUCUUGCUAAAAACAAUAACUAUAAGAAGAAGUCUUCUGUCACCUGCAACCACUGUGGUUAUCAAGGACACUCUGCUGAAAAAUGUUUUCAAAUUAUUGGAUAUCCACCUAAUUGGAAAGGACCUAAAGGACAAAGAAUUGCUCCUGGAUUUCAACAACAACCAAAUUCCAACAAACACACUCAUGCUCAUCUUGCUAAUACUUCUGUUGACUCUUCUAAUGCCAAGGAAAUUUGUGAUCCUUCUCUUUACAACAAGUUUUUAGAUUUUAUGAAAAGCCAGAAAGACAAAGCUUCUGCUCAUAUUGCUAUGGCUGCACAUGACAAUGAUCAAUCUCUUCCCAGUGAUUCUACCUUCUUAGGAUCAUCUCACCAACACAAUGAUUGGUUAUGCUGAUCUCAAAAAUGGCUUAUAUCUCUACAACUCUACUGAUUCUUAUAUGGAUAAUAAAUCUUCUCUUGUAAAUCAUGCUACUAGUCAAUAUUCAGAUUCUAAAUCUAAUAUUUGGCAUUAUAGAUUAGGUCAUCUUCCUUUUAAUAAACUGAAUUCUGUUGUUGAUUGUACUGUUUCUCAUCAUAUGAAUAAAGAUACUGCUUGUGACAUUUGUCAUUUUGCAAAACAAAA